AUGGCUCCUUCCCACAAGUCAGACGAAAGAGUCUACGACUCUGAAAGUGGGUCUGACUAUGAAGAUGUCCAAUUUGAGCCGCCCAAGGGGUUCACAAAAGUGCAACUCCAGGCCCCCAAGCUGAUGGGUGACAAGGAAGUCUGGCUCAUCAAGACCCCCAAGGGGUUCCCUCUUGAGAAGUUGAAGACAUUGCCUGUAUCUUUCACCUCUACAAAAGUCAGAAAUGAUGGCGUUAGGCCUCUAGAAUUGGAUGGCACAAAGUACCAGGUGAACGAGGAGCUUUUUUCUGCUGACAAUGAUAAGUACGCUGUGGUAAAUGAGGAGUUCAGAGGAAAGACUAUAGACAGAUACUACACUGUGAGAGAAAUCGUGGAUGUGCCCAAGAUUGAUCAUGAAGCGGUCACUGUGCCUAGAAAGGAUGUGGAGAAGAUUGACGGGUUGAAGAUGAGACACUUUGCUACCGGAUAUGGAGCCAGAGAUUUCGACGAGGCGCAACCAAUUGUCGAGCUGAGGCUAGAUGAUGACGGGAGAGUGAUCAAAAGGGCCAAGGUUGUCGCCGAAGAGAAAGAGGAAGAGAAAGAAAAGAAGGAGAAGAAGGAGAAGAAGGACAAGAAGGACAAGAAGGACAAGAAGGACAAGAAAGACAAGAAGGACAAGAAGGAUAAGAAGAAGAAGGAGAAGAAGAGUCUGGAGUAA
Candidozyma auris is the source of this 696-nucleotide messenger RNA. RefSeq names its product DNA-directed RNA polymerase I subunit RPA34 (gene RPA34). The record is from RefSeq and is a predicted model, not a curated record. The coding region runs from base 1 to 696 and encodes 231 amino acids. Gene Ontology annotation, biological process: transcription by RNA polymerase I. The transcript has a single exon. Lineage: Eukaryota; Fungi; Ascomycota; Pichiomycetes; Serinales; Metschnikowiaceae.